UCCAGAUCGAGCUCGCGGCAAUCGUUGCACGCGAUUGUGUACGUGUGCGCCGUGGUGCCGCGCAACACCCGCGGAAUCGUCGGAUAGGCGUCGCGCGUUCGCCGAAACCAAGCAGAGUCAGUCCGUUCUGGUUCGUCAGUUGGUUCGGUAGUCGUCGCUCGAGCGUGCGGAAACGAAAGCGUGGAAAAGCGUACGAGACGCAGAAGGGGUGGGAAAACAUAUCCAUCCGUCGGGAGAAGAAAAAAAAAAGAAAAGAAAAUCUGUUUUCUCUUUUCGCGAUUCCCGAAAUUCCGUGAUCAUCGUAAGAAAGAUUGUGGUGGUGGUAAUCGAGUGGAAACUGUGUUCAAUUUAAGUUCUUCAGUUCAUCGAACAGGUGCAAAAAUAAACUCACACUCCCAUGCCGGGAGGACCGAUGCAAAGUGGUAAAAUUUUCCAAUCGUCAAGUGAGAGAAUUUUCGUCUUCGAAUGGUGCCGUGAAAACAGUAAAUAAAAAGGAAAAGGAUUCAAGCGAAUGCCUUAUCCCGUAGCCUUUACCAAAAAAUAAUAACUAGAAAAAAAAUAACGCACACUGCCCAUAAGAAGCCCAGGGAAAAAUCGGCUGGAUCAGUUUUCCACCGUACUCGCACGUAACGGCAAGAUCAAGAAAGCGAAUUCAUCAGCCGUACCGUGAAAGAUUUACCCGUUUGAUACGUCCGCCAUCGUCCUAACGGCUGUGCCUGUCCUGGAAGAGGCGCUCCAGCGAGCUGACAUACCAGAGGAAAUUCACCCGACCAGAUUUCCAACAGUAAACAUUGUGAGCGGCAGGAACAGAGGUAAACUUAUCAACGACAGCAGAAGGCGACCGAAGCAGCAGCCAUACAACAGUCGCGAGAAGAAGAAAGACUAAGCCGAAGGAAGUAAAACCGAGGAUUUUACUUGCCACUUAAUCUACUACUACGCACUGUUAACGCUUUUGGGGUUGCCUUCACCUUCACCGCAGUGGAAAACAAAUGCACAGAGAAAAGGAGAAUUUUAAAACCGCUUCGAAAACUCGAAGAACGAACCAGCUCCUUCGUUAAUCGGUCCAGAACCAGUGUCCUAAGACGUCGACAUCGUAGGCGACUUUGCUCGUUGGAUGUAAUUAGGAACGAGCGCCGGUUUCUCCAAUCGCUAGCUCCGCUGUAUGUCGAUCGUAGUGCACCGUGGUAGAAGAGCAGGACUGUUGCUUGGAUACGGUACAGUUCAGUUAGCAAAGUGACGUGUAAGCAAGCGAGUUUGGUGGAAAGUCCAGGAAUCUGCUUCGAGUUCUGCGAAAUACCGGCCAGCUCACCACGCGUACCACACGAAUCGCUGGCCAAGGAGGAAAGCAUUCCUGCAAAGUAACACCGGACACUGCUAGAAGUGGUGGCGGUCUAGUUUUACAAAACAAAAAAAGACGCCAACAGGAAACCCGUUCGAGAGUUGCCUCGAGAUCUCCGGGUGACUUUAAGGCCUCUCGUUCCUACUCAAUCCUGCCAGCGGUUACAGGCAGGACACGGAUGCGAAUAACGUUCCUGUACGAUCUACUAUUCCAGGAGGCGGCCAACGGAGGGCACGCGAACGGGCAAUCAUCUUCGUCGGCGUCCUCGUCGUCAUCCGGGAGCGGCACCAUGGUGAAAACGUUCCAAGCUUACCUCCCGCCGACGAAUCGAACGUACUCCUGUGUCCACUGCCGGGCACACCUAGCUAGUCACGAUGAGCUUAUAUCGAAAUCGUUCCAGGGCAGCCAGGGACGGGCCUAUCUGUUCAACUCGGUGGUCAACGUCGCUUGUGGCCAGGCCGAGGAACGGGUCCUACUAACAGGGCUACACGCCGUGGCCGACAUCUACUGUGAAUGCUGCAAAACGCCACUCGGAUGGAAAUAUGAACAUGCCUUCGAGUCGAGCCAGAAGUAUAAAGAGGGCAAGUACAUCAUCGAGCUGGCGCACAUGAUUAAGGAGAAUGGCUGGGAUUGAUUCGCGUCGCCAACGCGGCGCACGCGAACUAGCAGCAACAGCAGCAGUAGCGGUGGCAGCUCAUCGGCAAUAAAUUAGCCAAACUCAAACCCGCCACCGUGUGUCGUGCGUCGUGUUUCGCGCUUUCCAUUUCCUGCCAGCCCUAAACGUCAACGAGACCAGCUAACGAUUUAAUUUUUCACUCGAUCGCGCGCCUACCCCUAAGGGUCAAACUUAUCUUCUGCCAUCUCUGAAUCCUUCCAUUGGCGGGCUGGCUGGUACCGGCUUCCGCCUUAGCGGAAGGAAGGACACGAACAAGAUGUUCAUUUUACUUUUAUCAUGUUUGGUUUCCGUAAGCUUUAUUAAACUCUGUUGUUAACGUUUAUUUUACAAUUUCGUAAAGCCCGUUCGCUGCGGGAAGAUACAACGUAUGUCCUACCGCCAACAGGACAUCAUCUCACACAUCUUGUCCACUGCCCUUGUGCUUUUGUGGAAGGCUUUCGUUAUAGUUUAGCACGUACAAAAUAUCGUAUAUUUUGUAUUUUCAUUACGUGCUGUAACUCUUUUUUUAUGUCCAAAUGGCUUAGUAAUUUUUUAAACGAAAUUGGCGUUUUUUGGCAGGUGAUGGUCUUAGAAUCGUGCAGCAUUAAUUUGUCAUAAAAUCUUCUACAACCCUUAACGUAAUGAGAAAUAAUGCGACCGUCGAGGAAUGGAGCGGUUUCCGGGUGGAAUUCAGAAAAAACCGGAACUAAAUUAAUCUAUGUGUGAUGUGGUAUGUCUGAGAUAGCAUGCAGAAAUGAGCGAGAGUGAUAUUAGUGAUAAGUGUACGUGAGAAAAAUCAUUCGUGAACGUUAGCACGUAAAUAAGUAAACUCAUAAAAACGGAAAAAAUCAAUCCCGAAAUCAUAACUAAACUACACUUGCGAAGGAUGUCCGAAACGUGAUAGAAAAAGCAUCGUAUUUUAGUCGAAAUAUACACACGAAUUAAGGUUAGCUUUAGUUUUUACAAUAAAAAAACGAAUAAAAACAUACGCUAACGAGCGAUGUUCUGUGAGCAACAGGUGGAAAGGAAGGGGGGAAUCAUUGAAAAAAGUUGAAUGACCGAGGAGAUGGAUACGUGCGUGAAUGUGCAAACUAUGUAGGAGUCAAACUGUGAAUCGAAGAAUCAAAAAUUUACUAGAAACAGCGAGAAGGAACAGGAACAAUUUAAACAAAAUCCAGCGCCUAACCCAAACCCGAAUAAGAGAAGACACACAAAUUUACCAAAAAGGACAUAGGUUAACACAAUUAGGUUAUUUUUCCCUAUUGCCGUAUUUUUAUGUUGGGCGGUUUCAAACUCCUUUGAUUAAGCGUACAGAAAUUAAAUAAUGUUGGCUAAACCUUUCAAAAUAUAUAGUAGCACUUACUUUGCUACAUCCACACUUACUAUAUCCUGGAUUAGGUAAUGGAUAUGAAGUGUUAACGAACAAAUAAGCGAACAAAACUAGCAAAGUGAACCAUUCUCAUUCUGUCCAGAGGCUAAAACAUAAAGUAGAACCUUUACGAUGAUAAACAACUGCCCAUACACGAAUCAAAGAAAAACUUCUCUGAUCCGAUUCAACUCAGUAAAUGUGAGCAGAAAAUGUCCUCAGACGAACAAUAAAUAGCAUGGUACAUCAUCAGACACUGAAGCGGGACGAGACCCAAAACAUAAUACCUACUACUGCCAACUAUUCGGAAUGUAGCAGAUUAACACUAAGAUGCCGUUUUGUGAUCGUUCAAGCGAAAAAGGAACUGUAAACAAGAGACGCGAUCCUCGGGAUGAUCGUUGUCUGUCCUAGAAACAAAUGUACUGGUAUCUUUCUACCAGUUCCACACCUUAAUAAGACUUAAGGAGUAGAGGAGAUUAUGGAAAACCCAAGAAAACUGUUCGCUAGUGUACAUGGGGCGGUGACACAACAACAACAAUCUAUCUUUCCAUGGACAUUUGCAGUCCGGUCUGCCGUGGGCACGGCUGCGCAACGAGAUGAAUAUCAACCAUCAAAAAGCAAAAAGUAAAUAUUUUUCCUUUUCAUAAAGGUUCCAAGAUGAUGUUUUUAAAUUAUCUUAAAAAGAUUACGUUUGUCAAGCGAAUGCAAAAUUAUCUAUUGAUUUACAAAAUUUGCUUCAAAGGCAUAGGAAGAUAGAGCGUCAAACCGAGAGAACAAGGUGAUAGAAAAGUAGAAGCAGCACGUGUUCUACGAAAAGAGUUAUAGUUCAUUGUAUUGGAAUUGGUGCUGCACGUGAGUAAAACAUGACGGUUUGGAGUGGUUGAGGUAGAUGAUUCCCCACUUCCUUGCAUUCGUUUUCUUCCUGACUAUAUAAAAGGAAGUCGUAAUGAAUGAAAAGUGCAGCAAACUCAAUGCAAUUCCCAAAGUUUUCGUUCGUUUUAAUUCCGUGUAAUUCAAAACGAACAAAUGGAGGAAAUUUAAAAAAAAACACAUGAUGAAAACUGAUUAUAGCGAAACAAACUCUGCAACCAUAUGAUGUAAUUAUUAAAAUAAGGCUAAGAAACUUUCGCAAGAUUUUUAGUUUUUGCACUUGAAAACGAUUUUCGCCAAGAGAAAAACAAUGAGCACCGUGAGCAAGAGUGCAUGUCAUACUCGACGUACUCGGACGGUGUGUUUCUUUCACGACGGCAUUGUCCCCUUUUUGCAAAAGGCAUCGCGAAGAUUGUCUGUUGUUCCCUUUCCCCUUCCCCACCCCAACUACCCCACCCAACCCACGAGGGUCGUUUGUUGUAGGUAGGUUAAGUGGUCGCUAAUUAGAAAAAGGCAUCCGCCAAGUGGCAAUGUUGAUCGGUUAGUCGCUGGCUGGUCGUAAUUAAUGCAACUUUCCUGAUCGGUUUCAUGUGUUGUUUCGCCCCUCUAUUUGAUGUGUGUGUGUGAGUGUGAAGAUUUUCAUUGCACGGAAACAGAAAAGGAAAAAAUAGGAUUGAGCAAACAUGUAGAAGAAAGAUAACAUAUUUUGUUUGAAAAGAUAAAAAGAAACUGAAGUGAUUGAAAACUAUACGCUAAAGAAAGUUAUAACGGUAAAGUAAGCAUAACGAAAAACGAAAAAAUGAAAAAAGAAGAAAAACAUAAGAAAAAGCUAAAAAAUAAUUACUUUAUACACUUUGUAGGCCGUAAGAGAUAUAUACAAAUGAGGUAAUUACUAGAUAAUAUGUUGAUAUGCUGCGAUGCAAAACGAUAAGUAGAAAACUUUGAAAAGCACUAAAAAAAACUAAAAAAUACAUUCAAAUAAAAUCUUAACUGUUUCAAUAAUCAUGGUUUACAUUUGUUUUGUUACUUAUUACACAGACUUGGUAUACUUAUUUCUAGUCAACGUGGAUCAUUUUGUAUAUGAUUUUAUUAUUUUCACGUCUUUUCUUUUCAGA
Messenger RNA from Anopheles coustani, 5345 nucleotides. It is a transcript of the gene Ypel, whose product is annotated as protein yippee-like. The record is from RefSeq and is a predicted model, not a curated record. The coding region runs from base 1518 to 1973 and encodes 151 amino acids. The transcript has 6 exons. NCBI's taxonomy places the organism in Eukaryota, Metazoa, Arthropoda, Insecta, Diptera, Culicidae.